Molecule: messenger RNA, 932 nt
Organism: Etheostoma cragini (Arkansas darter)
Lineage: Eukaryota; Metazoa; Chordata; Actinopteri; Perciformes; Percidae
Product: phosphoinositide-interacting protein-like
Exons: 2
Coding region: 137-457 (106 amino acids)
Biological process (GO): positive regulation of cation channel activity; phosphatidylinositol-mediated signaling
Molecular function (GO): transmembrane transporter binding; phosphatidylinositol bisphosphate binding
Source: RefSeq, a predicted model, not a curated record
GGGUGGGGGCGGGGGUGGGGUUGCAUGGCUUUGAAGGGAGCAGUUGUCCAGCAGCAGUUAUUCUGUGUCGGCGCCGGUCCAGCAGGGAGACACACACACAGGCUUUGGAGUGUCCUCCAGCGUGACCAUAUCAGCCAUGGAUCCUUCGUCCCGAGAUGUGGAGGACACUGAAGCCUCCACACCGCUACAGCCUCUGCAGGACGGGGAGUCCCCCGGCAGUCCUGGGGGUCCGGCUCCGUCCUGCUGGCGGCGCUACUCCAAGCCCUUCAUGGCCAUCGGUGUUGGCACGCUGCUGUUUGCUUUGGGCACCGCCCUGUCCCUGCUCUACUUCACCCAGGUGGGCCAUGUCCCCUACCUGCUCGGGCCGCUGUUCCUCUCUGUGGGUCUGAUGUUCCUGGUCACCGGCCUGGUCUGGAUCCCCGUGCUAAAAGAGUCUGGAGCACAAGCCGCUCACUAAGGUCAACCAUGAGAAGGGGAGCACAAUGACAACUGAUGGGGAACUAACGGGACCCAGGACCUAGCUGCUUUGGAAGCAUAAAGCAGUACGUAGAAAGGUGUGGGGUCACACUGUGGGACGGUAUGGACUUGCAUUGUGGGACUGGGACCAAACCAGGGACUGAAAGUUGUUUGAGCAUUCUUAAUUUGCAUCUGUCGAGCCGGAUAAUUAGACAUUUGGAUUCACUUCAUCCCUCAGUCCGACACCGGGUUCACGUCAAGCCGUUUUCUGUUUGGUGGGAUCAUCAGUUGGUUCAUUUACAUAAGAAAGAAUAGAAAAAAAUCUGCUUAAUAACAUGUAAUACUCAUCUGAGAAAUGGUUUUCAAUGAAAAUCAACUCUGCUUAUUAUGGACACAUAGGACACAUCGGUACAAUACACAAAAAGUAGGUAGUUAAUGAUUAACCAAUGGUCAGUUAAUGAGUAGAUACUCACUGA